UGGCUUGAGGCUUCUGCAUUCUAGCCGUUGUCCAUGUGGUAUUGAAACACAUAGUUAAUUUAAACAAUUGUGUUUAAUAAAUACUGUCAAAAAUGGCUCUUAAUCUUUCAGUGAAGGUUCACCCAGGGGUUUUAUUUAUUAUUGUCGAUUCUUACGAGCGUCGUGGUGCUGAAGCCAACAGAGUUAUUGGCACACUUCUUGGUACUGUAGAAAAAGGAGUCGUGGAAGUAACCAACUGUUUCUGUGUACCUCAUAAAGAAUAUGAAGACCAAGUUGAUGCUGAGCUUAACUAUGCUAUGGAUCUUUAUGAGCUCAAUCGUAAAGUCAAUACACAAGAAAGCAUUGUUGGUUGGUGGGCAACUGGUAAUGAGGUGACAAAUCAUUCCUUUGUUAUUCAUGAGUAUUAUGCUCGUGAAUGCACGAAUCCUAUUCAUUUGACUGUUGACACAACCCUAGAGGGUACAACUAGAAUGGGAAUCAAAGCUUACGUUAAUGUCAAGCUAGGCGUUCCUGGUGGAAAAACUGGAUCCAUGUUUACCCCAGCUAAAGUACAGAUUCAAUGCUAUGAUCCAGAAGUUGUCGGUCUGCAGUUGUGCAACAAGACUCUUGCCAAAGUACAAGGCUCCAAACAAGGCGCUGGAGUUGUUGAACCUAUGAUGGAUUUGGCUCAGAUUGCUGAAGCUAGCUCAAAGUUAGUUACCAUGCUUGAUAGCGUACUGCAGUACGUAGAUGAUGUUUUAUCUGGAAAACAACAACCUGAUAAUCAGGUUGGAAGAGCUCUCUUGGAUAUGGUAAACUCUGUACCCAAGAUGACUACUGAACAAUUUGACAGCAUGUUCAAUAGUAACAUCAAAGAUUUGCUCAUGGUUGUGGCACUUUCUCAACUCAUUAAGACACAACUUCAGCUUAAUGAAAAACUUACGUUGCUCACAACUUUGUAAAUGUAAAGAAGCAAUUUGAUGAAAAAAUUUGAUGAUCUUUAUAGGAACUUUUUAAUAAAAAUUUUUAAAAAAUUUCUAUUAGA
Messenger RNA from Trichogramma pretiosum, 1024 nucleotides. RefSeq names its product eukaryotic translation initiation factor 3 subunit F (gene eIF3f1). Gene Ontology annotation, cellular component: eukaryotic translation initiation factor 3 complex, eIF3m. The transcript has 5 exons. The record is from RefSeq and is a predicted model, not a curated record. The coding region runs from base 93 to 941 and encodes 282 amino acids. Gene Ontology annotation, biological process: translational initiation. NCBI's taxonomy places the organism in Eukaryota, Metazoa, Arthropoda, Insecta, Hymenoptera, Trichogrammatidae. Gene Ontology annotation, molecular function: translation initiation factor activity; translation initiation factor binding; metallopeptidase activity.